AGGAUGUUUUCCCUGUGCUCCAGCACGGGGAGGUCGGCGCGUGGAUGUGAUUGGCUGUUCGGAUAGAACGCUCGGACUCAACCAAUCGCGAGCUCCGUCGGGAAGGGAAGCGAGGGCUGCCGGGUUGCAGGCCCCGCCCGGCGGCCAUUUUGUAGCGGGAGGGAGGGGCGGGGAUGAUUGAAGACCGGCCGCCGCCUUCGGGGCGCCCCAUGUCCGUCGGCCGGCGAGAUGCUGCGGCUGCGCUGUAAGGCCCGGAGCGGCUCCUUCGCGCUGCCGGGGCUCACGGCCCACUCCCGCCUCCGAGAGCUGCAGGCGGUGAUCGCGGCCCUCACCGGGGUGCCCGCCCAGGCCCAGCGCCUGCUGCUCGGCUUCCCUCCCCGCGACGUCGACCUCAGCGACGGAGAGCAGCGCCUCGGAGAGCUGGGCAUUCACUCCGGUGACACUCUUAUAGUUGAAGAAGAUGCAACCAAGCCCAAAACUGAGCCAGCUAUAGUUACAAAACGAACUGCUUCUAAUUCAUUCAGGGAAGCUCUCCCAGUGCUUGCCCGGAAGGUGGUUCCAGCAGAUAACUCAUGUCUCUUUACCAGCAUAUAUUAUGUAGUAGAAGGUGGGGUUUAUGAUCCAGGAUGUGCUCCAGAGAUGAGAAAUCUCAUAGCCCAGAUUGUAGCAAGUGAUCCGGAAUCCUAUAGUGAGGCUGUACUAGGGAAAACUAAUCAGGAAUACUGUGAAUGGAUAAGAAGAGAAGAUACGUGGGGAGGUGCAAUUGAGGUUUCCAUCUUAUCUAAAUUCUAUCAAUGUGAAAUUUGUGUAGUGGACACUCAAACAGUCAGAAUUGAUCGUUUUGGGGAAGAUGCUGGCUAUGCUAAACGGGUGCUUUUAAUUUAUGAUGGUAUUCACUAUGAUCCUCUUGAGCGUAAAAUUCCCAAUUCAGAUGUUCCUCCCCAAACAAUCUUUUCAGCAUCUGAUGACAUCGUGCUUGCACAGGCUAUGGAAUUAGCAGAUGAAGCCAGAAGAAAGAGACAGUUUACUGAUGUAAAUCGAUUUACACUGAGAUGCAUGGUAUGUCAGAAAGGAUUAACAGGGCAAGUGGAAGCCAGAGAACAUGCCAAGGAAACAGGACAUACCAACUUUGGAGAAGUGUGAAUUUUCUGUGAGAUUGAUCAUCCCUGCUACCUCACUGAUCCAGAGAAAACCUCUAAAAUCCUAAAUAAGCUGUAUGUAAUCGUAUGAAAUCCAUUCAGGGUUUGAAGCCCCCAACUUAGGUAUGAAUGAUAUGCACAGAUUUGCUGUGGUUAGUCUCAAAAGUUUACAAGCGUGUAUGCAGUGAUUUUCCAACUAGUUUGGAAUGUAAGUUUUGCAUGUCUUAAGUAUUAGGACAGCUAUUGAUACAAAUCAACAGCUGCAAGAAUCCAAGAACAUAAUGCAGGAAUUCCUCUGAAACACUGCUGUAGCUAGAUGAAAUUGUACUUCAGAUUAUGGGUGGAAUAAAAACUGAAGCUCAUUUACUAAGUUAAGGUGGCCUCCAUUAGAAUUUGGCAAGGUUACUUAUUUCAGUCUUGUUUAUUAAAAAGAUAUGUAUACUUGUAAAAUUAAAUGCAGAUCAGCCACACAGUUGCCUCUUAAAUACAGUAAUCCCAAAGCACAUCACUGGGUAACAGUACCAUAAGUGUAAAAAAGGGUGUCAUAAAAGCCUUUAGCUUGUAAGUUCUUGUCCACAGCUUUCUUAGGCCCCUUUCACACACUGACCUUUAUCCCAGGAUCUGAUCCCAGAUUGUCUGCUUUGAACCAGAUUAUAUGAGUCUCAGAUAAUCUGGGAUAAACAGAUAAUCUGAGAUAAGAUCCUGGGAUAUAGGGGGAAUGUGGAAGGGGCCUUAGAAAGGGAGUAGCUUCCAGUUAGAUCACACAUUUUCUUCAUAUUGGUAUGUAUUAAUAAUAUUUUAAACACCUGUUGGUUGUUUAGAUGCUUAUGUAUAUUUAUGAUAUGCCCUUCAACAUUACUGAAAUUGUAACAGUUUUCAGUAAUAUAAAGCUAAUUUGUUUUAAGCCGCUCACUUUUAUAUUGAAGGUACAGAAUUUGGAGGCUUGUGUCAUGGCUCCCAAAUUGCCUUUUGCACUUAAUAUGAAACUGAUCAGGAACAGUUUGAUUCCAAGAAAUCAUUGAGCAUUUAAUAAUAGCGGUGUCCCUCACGACUGCUGGUUUUCUCCCAUUGGAAUGGGUACCCUUCAGACAAGAUGAUCCUCAGAACUAUGCCGUUCUGUGGUCCGGAAUGAAGAGCAUGAUUUUGUUAUUCUUCGAUACCAAUUGAAAUUGGUGCUUCUUUCUAAGAGCAGAAGUUCUUGACUUCUACAUCACUUUUAGCUACUUGCUAAUGGGUUGCCAUUAGAAACUGGAGAUCUUCCACUCUGCUUAACUUCCACUUCACAAAGUUAGACUGUGUAGUUUUCAGCUGCUGAAAAUAGUAACUAGGUAACAUCUAACUGGUUUAUAUAAGCUAUUUUUUACAUAGGCUGUUUGGAAUUGGGGUUUGAGCUUUUUUGAUAUUUGCAUUUUACCAGAUGUUGAGUUAUGGCAGCUGUAAUGAGUUGAAUCCUCUCACUUAAAAGAAUUUUGUUUAUAUGCAGAUUUCUUUUUAUAUAGACAGGUUGUACUAAAUCUGUGGGCCUCUUUCAAAUUUAUCCUUGAGGCUAAUUUAAAUUAAAUUAACUUAGAACUAAUCUUAAAAAUGCAAGUGAUACAGAAUUUAAGAGGAUGAGUUGUUGCUAGAUGCUUAAAAAUGACUUUUAUGAGUGUUAAUGAAUUAGAAAUAAAGCCACAUAUUAUAAUUAAGAAAUCAGACAGUGACAUUGAGGUAGGUGUUAUAGGUGGCCACUAUUAAUGUCAUAAAGUAUUAGGGAAAAGAUUCAAUUGACUUUUCUGUAAUCAGUUCAGUUGGUAUACUAGCUGGGGAUAAAAAUUUCAUUUUCCUUUCUGCACAGGAAAUGUGAAAAUAAAUGGUUAGGAUGAUAUAAAAUCAUUAGUGUAAAUAACAAGGAUUUGCGAGCUAAGACGGUUUGUUGAGCCAGCAUGGAUUUUUAUUAUGCAAGGGGCUUUUUGUGGUUUAUCACAUUAUGUCAGCUACAUUUUAGGAUAUUACUUGUUCCUUGGGUAUUAUUUUUCGCACUACUUGGUUCUGUUUCUGAUUAAUUUUCUAUGGGAUGUGGUGAAAUGUACUACAAUACGACUCCCUUCUCCAUGGAUUUAAUACCCAUGGUUUCACCUAUCCACAAUCCCUAGAAGUGUUUGUGAUCCUCUCUAGGUCCUCCAGGUAAACUGUUGGCCCAAGUAUUGUCAAAAUACAGUGUUGGCUGUUAUCAACGGUUUCAGUUAUCCACGAGGUCUUGGAAUGUAUUCUCUGCAGAUAUAUCGGGAGUAUGUGUACUGUAUUUUUAAACAUAUUAAGCUCUCUUUUCUGUCAUAGGUAAUAAUAAUACUUUAUUUUUAACCCGCCCUUUCUACCCAAAGGGACUCAGGGUGGCUUCCAAAACCAAAAAAUGGCAAACAUUCAAUAGACAACCAUAAGUACCCAUUAUCUUUCAGACAUCCAGUUCAACUAGAUGAGCCGUCAUCAGUUAUGGUUAAUUGUAAUUCUUAUUACUAAAAGUGGAAAUUAAUUAAUUGGCUCCUAUUGUUUUCAGUAGGGUGUAAUGUCCAGUGCAUGUCUGCUCAGAGGUACUGUAUAUACUCAUGUAUACAUUGAGGGCCGGUGUUGAGGGCAUAAUUGUGGGAUUUUGAUGUGACCCAUUGAUUAAUUGAGAGUAAUUCUUGGAAAGGGGAAAGUGCUAAUGUCACCUAGGGGACAGUUGGCCUUGACUGCUACUACCACCAUUUCCCCAUCUAGACAUUAAAAAAGGCUACAAGUGGCACCACAAUGGAGAGCACUGAGGGAGUUGAUGGUUCUUUUAGGUUCUCUUGGACAAGGCUAAACUCUUGCCUUUUGCCACUCUACUCAGAAAGGGGAUGGUUCCUUUUUAAAAAAGAAAGGAAUGAAGUACAGUAAUCACAUAGAUAAAAUGACAAUAGUUUUUUUGGGCUGAAUUUUUGACUAAAACUUCUAGACUUAUACAUGAGUAUAUAAGGUAAGGUCCACUUUGUCUAAUAUGAUUUAGACACAGGAAACUUUAGAAUUACAACCUGUGUUACAGUGCUUAACUGAACAUGGACUCCUAAGUGCUUAUACAAUUUUGACUAUUCUUGUAAUAUUUUUCCAGAAGCCUUAAUUCAAGGUGGAAAUUGUGCGGCCCUCCAGAUGCUGCUGAACUGCACCUCCCAGCAUUCCCAGCCAUUGGCUCUGUUUGCCAGGGCUUCUGAGUCUUGCAGUUCAAUACAAUCUGGAGGGCUACAAAGUUCCCACUUCUUGCCUUAACUGGACAAACUAAAUGGGACCAUGCUUCCAGAAGAUUGCCUAGGUCAUACUUACUUUGGUCAAAGGGAACAAUGGGUGAGAAGAAGGAUAUGCCGUGUCUUUACUUGAUUUUGGCUUAAGCAAUCUAUUUCCCACCCCCAAAGGAAUAUAAGUAAUAAUGACACUGAUAAUCCCCUUUAAUGUUGGACUCAAUAAGGCAGGAAUCCUAUGCACUUUUACAUAAGAGUAAAUCCCGUUGAAUGCAGUGGGAUUACUUCUGAGUAUACAUGCAUAAGAUUGCCUUGUUAAAGGUUCUUAAUACAUGUGCAUUAAGCCUCUCCUGGUAGAUCUUUUUUUUUUUUUUUUUUUUUUUUUGCAAAUCUAUGUAUUUUUUCUAAGGAAAAAUUGGUUUUAAAAUCAUGCAAAACACUUGAGUUGGUGAACUGGAGUGGUUAUUUAAAUCAUUGUUCAAAAGCCAUACAUUUAAAUCACUUGGGAGGGUUCAUUACUGUAGGAUCUCCAAAUGAAUGUGUUGGAGAUAAAAAUGUUGAUUCGAGGUAUAAAAUGCACUUAAGAAAAAAUGACUGAAAUAGAUUUUUUAAAAAAUCUUGAAGUUCUUUUGAUCAUGCUACUCUUAUUCCGUAUGUGCCAGCAUGUAGGGAUCUGUACAUUGGACUCUCAAUACCAGGGUUCGCUUCCCCAUUUGAGCAUAGAAAUCUGCUGCUUGACCUUUGGCAAGUCACACUCUGAGCCUCAGAGGAAGGCAAUAGCAAACCUCUAAACAAAUUCUGUCAAGAAAACUCUAUGAUAAGGGUUAACAUAAGUUGGAAAAGAGUGAAAGCACACCACAACAACAAAUCAUUAUAGACUUACUUUGCCUGUUUGCAAAAAUAAGCCCACUUAUUUCACAAAUGUACCUUAUGCUACUUGGACAGAGGUGCCAUUAGAAGUCAAUUUAUUUUGUAAGCUUUCUAUUUCUGUUUUAAACUAUACUGUACAUGCAUUUUGCGUUUUUACUACAAUACUUUUAUGUUACACUUGAGAUGUAUUGGGUAAACUAUUAUGUUCUAAAUAGUCUGCAUCUGUCUUAAAUAGUGGAACAGUGUUUGCUUUAACUCAACUUUAACAGCAGUAUUAUGUACCCACAUUAUUUAAUACCAGUUAAGAUAAAAUGUAUUCACAUGUAACAUUGAUUUGCUGAAAUUGUACUUGGAGUGUUGUUACAUUUACACGAAAGUGGCCAUCAAUUGAAUCUCAAUGUAUACAAGGCACAUAAUGUGUGGAAUGCUAAGAACAUCUUUGUUGAGGCAGGACAUUUUGUCCAGUUAUUGCUGGAAAUCAUAAACUCAUAACCUGUGCAAUAAGAUAGUGAUCAUCUCCUGUUUAUCUCUAGCAUCUGGCUAUCAAAUGGAGCUUCCAUUUAGUUUUGUUGUUUAAUAGCCUUCAAUAAACCUAUUCUCUAAGCUAA
This is a messenger RNA of Anolis carolinensis (green anole), 5850 nucleotides long. RefSeq names its product YOD1 deubiquitinase (gene yod1). Gene Ontology annotation, molecular function: protein binding; cysteine-type deubiquitinase activity. Lineage: Eukaryota; Metazoa; Chordata; Lepidosauria; Squamata; Anolidae. The transcript has 2 exons. Gene Ontology annotation, biological process: protein deubiquitination; endoplasmic reticulum unfolded protein response. Bases 229 to 1143 code for a protein of 304 amino acids. Gene Ontology annotation, cellular component: cytosol; nucleus. The record is from RefSeq and is a predicted model, not a curated record.